AUGUCUGAGAGCCGCGAUUCCGAGUGGGAGAGCGUCAUCGAUUCGACCAGUCCCCCAGAAUCAAAGCUAGAUCGUGAUGGAUUUCAACUUCAAAGGCCUCGGACUAUGUCCCAAGCUAGCACUGUGGUGGAAUUUCCACAAACGCGCUUCUGUGGGACCAGCAUUCAGGCUUCAGCGCCUCCCCCAAGACUUGGUUCUUUCGGUUUCGAAUUGGAGAAAGCCAGUACGGCUAUUUCAACUGGCGAAAUUGACGGACUCGAACUUCAAACGUUUAUAACCACCUCUCAAUAUCAGGCCCCGUCCAUCCCUGCUUUUCCAGCUACGCCCCGCCGUCAGACUGUCCUCGAAGCUCCAGCUGUGCGUGCAGCAGCCCUUAAACGGAGGUUCGAUUUACGCAUCAUGCCGUUCUUGGUGCUGCUGUUCGCUCUAUUUUACCUCUCAUGUGGCAACAUUGUCAACCCCUGGAUUCAUCGCAUCGGCCAAGACCUCCACAUAUCGCAACACGAAGUCAUGAUGCAGUGGUUAAUGUUCUAUAUUGCUUAUAUCCUCAUCGGAAUCCCAUCCUCUCUAUGCUUGGAGUCUGUCUUAGACACCCGUGCCUGGUUCUCACUCGUCUUCGGUUCUGCCGGCUUGAUUAUCUUUGCGACCGCAUUCGCUGAGAGCCUACAUUCGCUACGCACUCUGCGGUUCCUUUUGGGCCUAUGUGGGGGCCAAGCUCUACCUGGAAUUUUUAUUUUCCUUGGCCGUUUCUAUUCAAAACCCGAGCUUUACGUCCGAUUCGGGCUGUGCGUUUUCGUGGGCACUUUCUUUGGCACAUUAAGUGGUAUUUUCGGGGACUCCUUGGAGCGCGUAUCUCGAUGGAAUGGGAGUAUCACACAACACGUCCUAAUUUCCAAUGUCUACGCCCUCGAGGGGUACUUUGUAGCAAUUCUCGGCUAUGCCGCUAUGUUCCUGAUUCCCAUGUCUCCGAGCAUACCUCGUGCCAGCCUUUGGAAAACGCUGUGCUGUUCCGGCGCCUUUGACGAUGCGGACAACACCUUGAGGGACUCUUCACGGCAUCAAGACACGCCAUUCAGUUUGCGAUGCUUGGCAAAUAAACAUACGGCUCUCUGCGCUUCGGCACUGUUUCAUGUCAAUAGCAUCCUCCAAAGCAUACCCACCUUCACGCCACAGAUUGUAGCUCAGAUGGGCCACACGGGCACAAGAGCCCAAAUCAUCUCAGCAGUACCCCUCGCAGUCUCCUCUAUCACCGGCAUCAUCUUCACUGUGCUCUGCGCCCGCAAAGACCCUCUGCUCACUGGCCACAUCUGCGCAAUUUUGGCCACUAUCUCUAUUUUCGGCGCCUCCAACCUCCUUUGGGGGACUACGCCGGCCUUUCAGUACGUCGCCGUCAUCCUCCUCGCCAUUGGUAUACUGCCUGCUCUGCCGGCACUGUUAGUCUGCGGUGUCAAUCACGCGAAAUCACCCCGCGAUCGGGCUCUAGUGGCGGGGUUCCUCAGUUCGGUCGGUGCGCUGGGUGGGUUUUGCGGGGGGUUUAUGGGGUUGGAACACUCCGUACGGAGCUCUUCUGAGACCGGAAUUUGGGUCGGGCAUAUCAUCAACCUCAUCGCUGCGAUUUCAAUUGUGGCGAGUGGGUUUGCGGGGAUGUUGAUGAGCGGUAGGGCGGGUGACGAGAAUAUUCAAGACUGA
Molecule: messenger RNA, 1689 nt
Organism: Mytilinidion resinicola
Lineage: Eukaryota; Fungi; Ascomycota; Dothideomycetes; Mytilinidiales; Mytilinidiaceae
Product: MFS general substrate transporter
Exons: 7
Coding region: 1-1689 (562 amino acids)
Biological process (GO): transmembrane transport
Cellular component (GO): membrane
Molecular function (GO): transmembrane transporter activity
Source: RefSeq, a predicted model, not a curated record